UGGAAGCAGCCUCGGGGGCUCCGCGGCCAUGGAGUUACUUUGCAGCCGCCCCUAGGCGCGGCGGGGGGAGCAUCCUCGCCUCCGGCCAUGAGACCGGAUUGAGCCGGGCCGGGGGGGUUGCAUGACGGCUCGGAUUCCCGGAGCAUCCCCCCGCUCCCCCGGGGCGCGCAGCCAGGAGAGGAGCCGAGAUGGAAGAAAAACGGCGAAAGUACUCGAUCAGCAGUGAUAACUCAGACACCACUGACAGUCAUGCAACGUCAGUGUCAAGAUGCUCCAAACUUCCAAAUACAAAAUCCAACUGGUCAAGACAGAAGGAGAAAAAGCCCUCAGAGGUUUUUCGUACUGAUCUGAUAACAGCGAUGAAGAUCCCCGAUUCAUACCAGCUGAGCCCAGAUGAGUACUAUAUACUUGCUGAUCCCUGGAGACAAGAGUGGGAGAAAGGAGUCCAGGUGCCAGCAAGUGCAGAGGCAAUACCUGAACCAGUGGUUAGGAUUAUACCCCAGCUAGAGAGUCCCUGUGUGCAGGUCUCACCAACUGAUCUGCCCGACUCAGAUAUUUCAGAGGCCACCAGGACAUACUCGCAGGGAUUGAGCCGCUAUGACCUGGACGAGAUUGAUGCUUGUUGGCUGGAAUAUGUUAAUAUGGAGCUCAAGUUGAUGGAGAAGCCAGAGCUGGAUGAGAUCACCUUGGAGAGAGUGCUGGAGGAGCUGGAGACAAUGUGCUAUGAGAACAUGAACAUUGCCAUUGAGACAGAGGAGGGCCUGGGCAUCGAGUAUGAUGAGGAUGUUGUAUGUGACGUAUGCCGAUCCCCAGAGGGCGAGGAUGGCAACGAGAUGGUUUUCUGUGACAAGUGCAACGUCUGUGUGCACCAGGCGUGCUAUGGGAUCCUCAAAGUUCCCAUUGGGAACUGGCUUUGUCGAACCUGCGCCCUUGGAGUUCAGCCGAAGUGUUUACUUUGCCCGAAGAGAGGGGGAGCUUUGAAACCCACCCGGAGUGGGACAAAGUGGGUCCACGUUAGCUGUGCCUUAUGGAUACCUGAAGUGAGCAUCGGAUGCCCUGAGAAAAUGGAACCCAUUACAAAGAUCUCGCAUAUCCCAGCCAGCAGAUGGGCUCUGUCCUGCAGUCUCUGUAAGGAAUGCACGGGGACAUGUAUCCAGUGCUCCAUGCCCGCCUGCAUCACUGCAUUCCACGUCACGUGCGCCUUUGAUCACAAUCUGGACAUGCGGACUAUUUUAGCGGAGAAUGACGAAGUGAAGUUUAAGUCCUUCUGCCUUGAGCACAGCAGUGGUGCCACUAAGCCCCCAGACGAGGCACGGACUGAACCCGACCAAGCCCAGCUGGACUUAGAAAAGGUCACGCUACGGAAACAGAAGCUCCAGCAGUUGGAAGAGGAUUUCUAUGAACUUGUGAAGCCCUCAGAGGUGGCUGAGAACCUCGACAUAAGUGAGUCGCUGGUGGAUUUUGUGUACCAGUACUGGAAGCUGAAGAGAAAGGCUAAUUCCAACAAACCGCUGCUGACACCCAAAACAGAUGAAGUGGACAACUUGGCUCAGCAGGAACAGGAUGUGCUCUACAGACGCUUAAAGCUCUUCACACAUCUCAGGCAAGACCUGGAGAGGGUUCGAAAUCUCUGUUACAUGGUAACAAGGCGGGAGAAAAUGAAACACUCCAUUUGCAAGCUGCAGGAGCAGAUCUUCCAUCUCCAGAUGAAGCUCAUCGAGAAGGAUUUUUAUCCAGAACAAACUGGGAAGAAAACAAAGGGAAAGAAAAGUGACCCCAAAAGGAAAGGAAGAGAUGGGAGAAAAAGCAGUCCUGAGAAGAAAGAAAAAAGGAAAUCAGGGAGUGAAUCAGUAUUGGGACAGCUGGGGUUGUCAACUUCCUUUCCUAUAGAUGGGACGUUCUUCAACAGCUGGUUGGCCCAGUCUGUUCAGAUUACCACUGAGAACAUGACAAUGAGUGAAUGGUCCUUGAACAAUGGCCAUCACGAAGACAACACCCCAGGCCUUUCUGAGGAGCUUUUACAAGAUGAAGAGACCUUGUUAAGUUUUAUGAUGGAUCAUUCUUUGAAAUCCCCAUUCAAGCAGAGCGAAGCAACUAAGAAAGUUAAAAGCAAAACCAGAUCGAACACUAAGAAAAAACUGUCAAGAAAUGGCUUGAACACGCUCUUCAAGAGUCACCAGGAGGGGGAUUCCGAUCAGUGGACUAACAACAUCAGUGACUUAUCGGACGAUGCCACAAAGCCCUUUGCUCGCGAUUCAAGACCUAGCAGGUCAGAGAAAGGAACGGCAAAGCCUCACGCAGAUCGCAAAGGGGCCGGUGAAAUUAAGAAAGCAGCAAAGAAAGGAUCUUCGCAUCCUCCUCCAAAAGCAAAUGAUUCUCACGCCUCUUCGGGUCUGAGAAGCGCUGUAAGCAAAGAUGAGGAGACGAUGAAUUGUUCUCAGUCUGAGCCCAGUUCCCUGGUUAAAGUGCCUGACUCAGUAGGUAGUCCGAAAACAGUCGUGAGGUUUAAAUUACCAAAGGACAACAGAGGGACUAGGAGGUCACCGAUCCAGAAGCCUGACACGGUUAACGGGCCUCCAGUCAAUGAAAGGUCAAAGGUCAUUUUGCACCAUUUUGACAAUGAGACUGAUGGCUACUUCUCUGAUGCAGAAAUGAGCGACUCCGACACGGAAUCCGGUAGUGGCCGCGUGCAGCGGAGCCAGUUAGAUUCAGGAAAUGAGGAUAUUGUCAGAAUGAGUAUUUUGGCAUCCUAACUCCACUAGAUUUCCCAACUGUGACAGUCCUAUGAGGCCUAAACCCAGUUACAACUGCCAUGUUCAAUCUCUGCCUGGUAUCAUAACAAAGGGGGUUUUUAAUGUGUAUAUAUAGUUUAAAAUUCAGCACUGUUGUCUUUCUCUUCUCUAUAUGCCUGAGAUACAGCUUAAGCUUCACCAACAUAGAUUACUGUAAGAGUAGUUGCCCCUCCUUAGUUACCUUCGGUAUCCCAGUUAAAAGAAACGCAAGCAUGCGCAUUAAGAGACUUGUGCUUGCAAGCAACGAGCAAGAAGACAUCCUACAAUCCUAAUAAAGAGGUCUGAUGUAGCCAGUGACCGUUGUUUCUGCAGGGAUGACAGUUUUAUGGGCAUUAUUUAAAGACAGACAGAUUUCAUGCUCUGCCUGGGAUUACUGCCCCUGUAUGGCAGGGUGCGCAGUAGAGGUACUAUGAUAGCCGCCUACACAUACACACGCACACACCCCCCCUUAGUGAAGAAGUAACACCCUGGGUGUGUAUGUGUGUACACAAGGAAUAGAAUAAGCGAUUCUAAGAUAAUUAAGCACAAAAAGCUCAUUGGAAGAAAGCACUUAUGGGUGGAGGAGAACAACAUCCAAUUUGUAGUUUGUUAAAUCCUUGAUUCUUUUUUUUUCUCACCUUUUCAGUCUGAUCAAAAUCCGUCCAGGGGUCAAGAGCCAAGAUGUGCCCCAGCACUACAUCUGUCAGAGCCAGAGUUGGGCAGCACUGUAAACAAGUCAU
Molecule: messenger RNA, 3511 nt
Organism: Gavialis gangeticus (Gharial)
Lineage: Eukaryota; Metazoa; Chordata; Crocodylia; Gavialidae
Gene: JADE2
Product: jade family PHD finger 2
Exons: 12
Coding region: 189-2753 (854 amino acids)
Biological process (GO): regulation of transcription by RNA polymerase II
Cellular component (GO): histone acetyltransferase complex
Source: RefSeq, a predicted model, not a curated record